AGAAUGGUUAUUUCGUGCCUGAUUUGAAAUGAGAUGGAAAGAGGGAAAAAAGAAAAAAUUCAAAGGGAGAAGAAAAGAAAAAAAACAAACGAAAUCAUAUCGUUCCGCUAAAGGAAACCGGUCACGAUGCACUCCUGUCCAUUCGACAACCCCCGAGGCAUCCUCACAAUGCUACUGCUUCUUGUCCUUCUGCAAGGGACUCUCGUGGGCGCUACCCGGGUCAUAGGCCUCGUCACCAUGGACCCCUCCUCCCCCGAAUGGACCUUAAACGACUCCUUCGUCUCGGCCAUCCUCUCGACCCACAACACCUACCGCGAGGAGCACGACGCGGGGAAACUGAGGUGGAACGGCACCCUGGCGGCCUAUUCGGAGGACUACCUCGCCAGCAACGGCGACGAGCCCGGCGUCUGCCCGGCCUGGGAACACUCCGACACCCCCUACGGGGAGAACCUCGCCAUCGGACACUGCAGCGCGACGGCGGCGGUCGAGGCCUGGGGCGACGAGCGCGACAUUUACGAUUUCGACGACCAGGGGUUCAGCAAGGGCACGGGCCACUUCACGCAGUUGAUCUGGCAGGACACGACCGACGUCGGGUGCGCGAGGAAGUGGUGCGACGGUAUUCCGCACCCGGACUCGGAUGUCACGUUGAGCAGGUGGUACCUGGUUUGCGAGUACUGGCCUCCUGGUAACGUGAUGGGGCAGUUUGAGGACCAGGUCAAGAUUGGCGAGUAUGACGGUCCGGGGGAAGAGAAAGGGGAAGGGAAAGGGGAGGGGGAUGAUGAGUCCACUGCUUCGCUUAUAAGGGGACGACCUAACCUGUUCCUCGCGGUGCUGCUUUCAGGAUUUCUGGGCUAUUCGGUGAUGGUAUGAUAAUAUGAUUUGGACGGAUAUUUUGAUGGAUUGAAUAUCAUCAGUGAAGAAUAAAAUAAAAUAAAGCGAAACAAACCAGGCCCACAUGG
Molecule: messenger RNA, 959 nt
Organism: Sodiomyces alkalinus F11
Lineage: Eukaryota; Fungi; Ascomycota; Sordariomycetes; Glomerellales; Plectosphaerellaceae
Product: PR-1-like protein
Exons: 1
Coding region: 169-870 (233 amino acids)
Cellular component (GO): extracellular region
Source: RefSeq, a predicted model, not a curated record